Molecule: messenger RNA, 3301 nt
Organism: Pelobates fuscus (common spadefoot toad)
Lineage: Eukaryota; Metazoa; Chordata; Amphibia; Anura; Pelobatidae
Gene: PSIP1
Product: PC4 and SRSF1 interacting protein 1
Exons: 18
Coding region: 198-1871 (557 amino acids)
Source: RefSeq, a predicted model, not a curated record
CAGCUUCUAACAAUCCGCAGGUUCGUUGCAAUUUAAAGGCAGUAUCUAGCCUGUGACAGGCGCCGCGACACGGGGGUAAAACGAAACCUACCGAGGCGAGCGACAGAUCUGAAGGCGAUACCCAGUAUCUUGCUUGUGGUAUUAUUUUAUUCAUUCUCUUUCAUUUGACAUUCUGCUUCUUCGAAAAGUGGGGGGAAAUGACACGUGACUUCAAGCCUGGGGACCUGAUCUUUGCCAAAAUGAAAGGUUACCCUCAUUGGCCUGCUAGGGUGGAUGAGCUUCCUGAUGGUGCUGUGAAGCCUCCUACAAAUAAAAUGCCCAUUUUCUUUUUCGGCACUCAUGAAACUGCAUUCCUGGGACCAAAGGACAUAUUUCCUUAUGAAGAAAAUAAGGAGAAGUAUGCCAAGCCCAAUAAGCGUAAGGGGUUUAAUGAAGGAUUAUGGGAAAUUGAUAACAACCCUAAAGUUAAGUUCUCAAGUCCACAGAAUAUUUUGGCAAUCACCAGCGCUGCUGAAAGAGAGGCAGAAGAAGCACAAGAAAGUCUAGAAGAAAAUGACGAGAAAGUGUCAAACAAGAAAAGGAAAAUUAGCACAACUAAGGUUUCUACCAAACAUUCGGACACCUCUUCCAGUGGGCUCGGCUCACCUGAAAAAGAUCUGAAUACAUCUAAAGAUGACAGUUUUUCUGAGCAACCUGCCAAUGAAGAUUCUAGUCUGCUGAAAGAGUCUCCUGUAGUAAAGAAAAGAGGUCGAAAAAGAAAGGUGGAUACUUUGACAGAGACUGAUCAAGAUGCAGUCGCUACAUCAGUCAGUCCACCAAAGCAAAGUCCCAAAAGAGGCAGACCAGCUGGUAUGAGAACCUUCACUGAAGCUAAGGUUCCAAAACCAAGAGGAAGGCCAAGGUUAAUUAAGUCACCUCCAUCACCAGAUCAUGCUGUCAUAAGUGAGGAUGAUCAAAUCAAGAAAAAAGGGACUGAACAUAAACCACAAAAGCAGCAACUCCAGAAAAAAGAUGAUGGAGAUAAAGAGGAUGAUGGAAGAAAAGAGCCAGACCAAAAGGAAACGGAAACCAAAAAGAAAUUGUCUGCCAAAGUUGAUUCCCCAUCUCCUUCUGAUUCAGAUUCUGAGGACCAGGAUGAAGGAAAGAAAUGCAGAGGUGGCAAACCUCCACACUCCACACAGAAGCGUAACCUAAAGACUCCACAAGAAAAAGAAAUUGUGGAUAAAAGGCGUAAACCUGAGGACUCUUCUGAGAGUAGAGAAGAUUCAAAGAAACCAGAAGUUAAGAAACUUGAGAAAAAAAAAGAAACUUCUACAGAUGCCAGACUUCAGAGGAUACAUGCUGAAAUAAAAAAAUCUUUAAAAAUUGACCAUCUGGAUAUAAAUAGAUGCAUUAAUGCUUUGGAUGAGCUGGCCUCUCUCCAAGUCACCAUGCAACAAGCUCAGAAACACACAGAUAUGAUCACUACCUUAAAAAAAAUUCGAAGGUUCAAAGCUAGCCAGGUGGUUAUGGAGAAGUCAACCAUGCUGUACAACCGAUUCAAGAACAUGUUCCUGGUAGGGGAAGGAGACUCUGUUAUAACUCAGGUCUUAAACAAAUCUCUUGUGGAACAGAAGCAGCAUGAGGAAGCCAACAAAGCCAAGGAAUCUGGAAAGAGAGGUCCUUCAAAGAAGAAUGAAAAGGAGCAAAGUACAGCAGAGACAAAGGCUGUAAAUGGUGGCCGAGAAUCCCAAGAUCAAGUACAACAAAAUGGGGACAGCAGUGAGGAGAGUGAAGGCAAAGAAGAUAACACUACAAAGCGUAGCUUGAGUGGAUCUAAAGGAAACGAGACCAACAAACACAGCAGUGAUGACUCUGCCUCUGACAACUAACAAAGAAAGAGAUGAGAAUAGACCAAUGCGGCUGUUUGACAGUGGGCUCCUUUUAGACUGAUAGUUUUAAAUAUUUUUAUACUGGUGUUUUGGUAUUCAACAUAAAACUAACAGGUAAAAAAAAAAUCCUUAGAAUAGUACAUUAUCUUGUGAAAGCCAUUCAGCAGUAUUUAAUCCCAUUGUUCAUAUUUUUAUUUUUUUAUAUAUAUAUUUUUUUUUUUUUUAUCUGGAGGUACAUUUUAAUGUGGUUUCUUUUUUUGUAAAGCCUUGAUAGUGUUUUGGUUGUGUUCAAAUGGUCUUCAGUAUUUUAUUUCCAGGGGAUAUCAGAUCUGUUUGAAUUGCAAGCAUUGCUAUACAUCCGUCUGUUAUAUCUGCAAUGUGGCUGCUAAUGGGCACAUCUUAAACUCAAUUGAUAUCACAUCUGUUGAUUCUUUUGAGAAGGAGUUUUGCUGCAGAUUACAAGUAAAUGGAUAGCCCAUGAGGAGUGAAUUUUGUCUCCUAGAAGACUAAAGCACAUAGUACAUCUAAUGUAUAUAGUUCUCAUUUGAAAAAUAAUGUAUACGUAUUAUACCUAUUUAAGAAUUACCUUAAAAUGGUUAAUCCACAAAUAAUGACUAUAUUAUUGUGAGUAAAGUAUUUACCACUAGGUGGAGCACCCAGCUGUAUUUAAGAAAACAAGCCAAAUGGUCUUGGUAAAUGUGCCAUUCCAGUAUCUUAUUUUCCUUUCAAAGAAGGAAGUAAAAUGGUUAAUUUUAGUAUACCAGUUUGAAUGUUGAAUGUUGUGUAUUUUAUUCGAUUUCCACACAUACAAAGUGAAUAGAGUUUGAAAAGGGAAACUAUUUUUUGCUGGCUUUUUGCAUGAAAGCUAGUUCAUGGUUCAUUUCCUGAAAGAAUGUUCACCAGUAUAUCAAAGUGUAAGUUUACAAAAUAAUGGGAGAAAGUAUUUCAAAAGGUUGAUGUUGCUUUAUUUUGACCCUCAAAAAGCUUUUUUAUAGCUUCAGUGUUUCCAAGUUAUUGUUGGGCAAUACUAGCAGGGUAGUAUAUAACAGAGACUUAACAAAGGAAUAAUAAAUACAGAUGGGGGAAAAGGUCUGGAGGCUUUCAAAAUUUGCUAUCUGGCCUCAAAUUUAAACUUCCUGGGGCGUAGAAUAACCCUGCUUACUUCUUUAACGUGAUUUUGUUUGGAGUCUGCUACAAUGCUCAAAAUAUUUGGCUCUUUUCUUCAUGUUGUUCUUGUGCAGAAAAUUAAGAAAGCGUAUAUUUUUUUAUAUAGCAGUGAAAAUAGUUGUGAACCUCAUCUGCUCUUUUGUCUUCUUUUAAUAGACGUUGUUUGUCUUGUGUAAAAUUAGCUUGAUCUGUAAAUAUAUUUCUGUGAAGAACCGAUUUUGUUGUGCUUUUGUAUUGGAGGCUCAAAUAAAGCUGUUCUGUGA